UAUUAUACCAUGUGAUGACCUUGCAAUUCUGUCGUCUGCACUCUGCGAAAACCUGGCGAGAGUAGAUCUUAUGCAAUUCGGCACCGGCGGUUGUGUGACAAUAAGAAUAUUGUAACGGCCGUCAGUUAUUUUCUCGCCGAUUUCAAAUAUUUAAAAAACAAAAUGGCAUUAAACUUAUUGAGGUUCCGCCCAGUGGUCGGCGGUGGACAGCAUUUCAUGAAAAUCGCCGGUGUCGUUAAUAUCAGAAUGGCUGAAUUUUGUCGGGGUCCAUGUAACCUUUCAAAGGAAUCUAACAAGGGUUACAGGAUAGAAAGAGACACUUUUGGAGAGCUCAAAGUUCCAAAUGAUAAAUAUUACGGUGCCCAAACCCUCAGAUCGGUACUCAACUUCCCCAUUGGAGAUAGUUCGGAGCGUAUGCCUUACGCAGUUAUCUGUGCUAUGGGAAUAUUGAAAAAAGCGGCAGCAGAAGUAAAUAAAGAGUAUGGACUUGAUCCGAAAAUUGCAGAUGCUAUCAGCAAAGCAGCUGAUGAAGUGAUCAGUGGAAAGUUAUAUCAUGAUCAUUUUCCUCUGGUCAUUUGGCAGACAGGUUCUGGUACUCAAACCAAUAUGAAUACCAACGAGGUGAUUGCUAAUCGAGCAAUUGAAAUGCUAGGAGGAGAACUUGGAUCAAAGAAACCAGUUCACCCUAACGAUCAUGUGAACAAGUCGCAGAGUUCUAACGACACAUUUCCCACUGCGAUGCACAUUGCCGUUGCUUUAGAGAUUAACAAAAUAUUGUUGCCUGGUCUCAAAGAACUUCAUGCUGCACUCAAAUCCAAAUCUGACGAGUACAAAGAUAUUAUCAAAAUUGGUCGUACCCACACUCAAGAUGCAGUACCAUUAACUUUGGGCCAAGAAUUUUCAGCUUAUGCACAACAGAUUGAAUUUGGAAUUCAAAGAGUACAAGAUACAUUACCAAGAUUAUACAUGCUGGCUCUUGGAGGCACGGCAGUUGGUACUGGAUUAAAUACUUACAAAGGCUUCGCGGAAAAAUCGGCUGCAAAAAUUGCAAGCCUUACAGGAUUACCUUUUGUAACAGCGCCAAACAAGUUCGAAGCUUUAGCCUGUCAUGAUGCUAUAGUUGAAGUACAUGGAGCAUUGAAUACAGUUGCCGUAUCUAUCAUGAAGAUAGCUAACGAUCUGCGAUUCCUUGGUAGCGGACCACGCUGUGGCCUGGGUGAGCUCUCGCUUCCAGAAAAUGAGCCUGGUAGUUCGAUAAUGCCUGGAAAAGUGAAUCCCACGCAGUGCGAAGCGAUUACAAUGGUCUGUGCCCAAGUUAUGGGUAAUCACGUUACUACAUCAAUUGGCGGAAGUAAUGGACACUUCGAAUUGAAUGUUUUUAAACCUGUAAUGGUGGCUAAUACGUUGAGAUCUGCUAGACUUCUGGGAGACGCUGCAUCAGUAUUUACGAAGAAUUGCGUACAAGGCAUUGUUGCUAACAGAGAAAACAUCAAAAAAAUUAUGAACGAGAGUUUGAUGCUGGUUACUGCUUUGAACCACCAUAUCGGUUAUGAUAAGGCUGCCGCAAUUGCUAAACAAGCUCAUAAGGAGAAUUUGACUCUAAAGGAAUCUGCGUUGAAAAAUGGUUUGACUGCGGAGCAAUUUGAUGCUUGGGUCAGGCCUGAAGAAAUGCUUGGACCGAAAGAAGCAAAAUAAUUCUCAAUCCAAGACUGUUUUAAUUUGAAUCAGGAAUAGUUGUAAUAUUUUGGCAAAACUUUUGUAAUCAUUAACCAUCUGUUUAAUACCUUAUUUAUAUAAAUAGUGUACAUUUUGAUAAAUAGUAACAUACUUAUACUUAGUACUGCACUAUUGCAGUUGUUACGUGCUAACAAAAACCCCAAGAAUCGGCUGGAUCGUGUUACAUGCGUUUGUAUAUUUGUUUGUAAUCAACUACGUCUGUUUUAAAAUACCGGAGAAUAUAAAAAACUUACUCUCAUUAAUUAAA
Neodiprion virginianus is the source of this 1984-nucleotide messenger RNA. RefSeq names its product fumarate hydratase, mitochondrial-like. Bases 163 to 1695 code for a protein of 510 amino acids. Gene Ontology annotation, cellular component: mitochondrion; tricarboxylic acid cycle heteromeric enzyme complex. Gene Ontology annotation, molecular function: fumarate hydratase activity. Gene Ontology annotation, biological process: malate metabolic process; fumarate metabolic process; tricarboxylic acid cycle. The record is from RefSeq and is a predicted model, not a curated record. Lineage: Eukaryota; Metazoa; Arthropoda; Insecta; Hymenoptera; Diprionidae. The transcript has 7 exons.